This is a messenger RNA of Cheilinus undulatus (humphead wrasse), 825 nucleotides long. RefSeq lists its product as uncharacterized. Gene Ontology annotation, biological process: regulation of Rho protein signal transduction; positive regulation of ruffle assembly; Rho protein signal transduction. Gene Ontology annotation, molecular function: actin binding. Bases 252 to 722 code for a protein of 156 amino acids. The transcript has 7 exons. Lineage: Eukaryota; Metazoa; Chordata; Actinopteri; Labriformes; Labridae. The record is from RefSeq and is a predicted model, not a curated record. Gene Ontology annotation, cellular component: ruffle membrane; plasma membrane; vesicle.
GCUUCCAGGAGAGCAGCUUCCUCCUUGUGCGCUGCCCAUCUAUGGAGAGGCUGUUAAAGAGAACGGUGACUCUGGAGAGCCUGAUCAUAUGUCCCUACUGGAUGCUGAGAGAGAAGUGCUGUCCUAUCAAAAUGAAGGAAAAUAACCCCAAAAAGAUCAUCUUUAAAAAAAACUUUCACAUUCACUGAAAAAACUCUGUGAAUUGUCUCAUUACACUGCAUUACCACUGCUUUGACAAUGGGGAGUGAUUUAUGGCUCGUUUGCAGCAGGCGGCUGAGGCUCAGAGUAUUCUCAACCAAUGGAGGAAGAAGAGGAACAGAAAGAGCAAGAAGAAAGAAGAUCAAGAUGACAACCUGCUGACCAUGAAAGCUUGUUCUCCACCGGAGGAAGAGUUUGUGGACAUCUUUCAGAAAAUCAAGUACUCGCUCAGUCUGCUGUCUUCCUGGAUGGGUGGCGACCUCAGGCUUAUGGCUCAAAUGGCCAACCUUUGGAAGAUCCCAUCAAGUCCCAACCCAAACAAGAUGCUCACAGCGAACGCAGGGCGGCACAGGCUCUGCAGGAACAAGCUCAGCAGGCACUGGAGAGUCACGGUCCAAGCAAUGAGGACGAAGACGAAACCACACUUCCACCUGAAGGUGAACGGCUCUACUGCUGCAGUUACGACUUUUUGGCGAGGAACAGCAGCGAGCUUUCGGUGCUCCAAGGAGAAACACUCGAGGUAAUCGAGUCCUCCAAACGGUGGUGGAAAUGUCGUAAUCAUUUUGACCAGAUUGGAUUUGUUCCCUUUAACAUCCUGGAGCCUCUGUCGGCUCUGAAUCACACAGG